Molecule: messenger RNA, 696 nt
Organism: Puccinia triticina
Lineage: Eukaryota; Fungi; Basidiomycota; Pucciniomycetes; Pucciniales; Pucciniaceae
Exons: 5
Coding region: 1-696 (231 amino acids)
Source: RefSeq, a predicted model, not a curated record
AUGGACCCUGCCAGCUCGGAAUACAGUGUUUCAUUUAUUUGGCAGCAGUCGCUGGACUUAGAAAUUGGACAUUAUGGUAAAGAGUUGACCUCUAUCGAUCAGAAGUUCAAAAGGGGCGAAAUUUCGGAGGCUGCGGCAAAAGAAAGCUCGUCGAGCAUCUGUUCAUCGGUCUUAAUAUUGAUUUCCUUGUCCGGGGCGCAAGCUAGCAAUGUAUCGAUUCCAAGUGUGCUACCACCGGUAUCCCCCCCACUCUGGUGGCGGGGGAGACUAAGUUGGGACAUCCCCAUUCCUGGUACAACUCAGAAAGGGGAGAUCUCGAUUCCUAUCGGUGUUUAUCUGCACAACGCUCAGAACGCAGAAAAGAUUUUGCAAAUUUCAACUGAAUCAUGGCCACAAGUUUGGAAAAUCGAAGACCUGCCGAUGCCCAUGGAACUGAUCGGACUCACAAUGACUGCCAAGCCCAUUGAAGUUAUUAUUGGCUUGCUGGAGGACCCUUCCAGCGCCGUUAGUGGAGGGAUUAUGAACCAAGCUAUUUUCGCGAAAUUCCAACAACUUUUGUGUCGUCUGCUUCUUGUAUCGUUUGGCGACACAGGCCACGGUGUCCUGAUUUCAUCUGGUCAGAACUUCAACUCGCCUGGGUUGUGGGGAUCUGUCUACCUAGAGACUUCGAUAAUUUCUCGAUUAGUCUUUAAAUAG